Messenger RNA from Symbiodinium sp. CCMP2456, 3651 nucleotides. Lineage: Eukaryota; Dinophyceae; Suessiales; Symbiodiniaceae. The record is from the annotation of a GenBank genome assembly.
AUGGUGGUGCGUGCCGCGAACGGCCGCAAGAAGCCGAAAGCCAGGAAGGCAGCGAGCCUGCUGAAGCGUAAAGCGGCAGAGCCUUCAGGUGAAGGAGAACAGCCGCUUGCGGCAGAGGUCUCCGCCUUCGUCGAAAGCCUGGGCGGUCUAGGCCCCGGCCCUGGAAGAAAGACCAUUGCGAGCGAGGACCUUCCCCCGGAGCUGCAAGAUGCAGAGAUCUUGGGCGGGUCCUCAGAUGCAGAUGCCUCCAUCUCUUCGGAGGACGAGGGCAAGGUGCCGAUGAAUCGCAAGGAGAGGAAGGAGGCCGAGAAGCAGGCGAGAAAGCAAGCCGAGGCCGAGAAGAAAGUGCAGCAGGCGAAGGCUGCCGCGAAGACACCUGCAAAGCCGGCAGCAGAGAGCCAAAGUGCCAGCGGCAAGCGCGAUGGGCAAAUCUUCCUGGCAGCGUUGCCGCCGUCCGUUGACGGUGAUACCUUGAAGAAGGACUUCGCCAAGUUCGGGGAGAUUUCCCGCUUCUAUUUCCACAAAGACAGCGAUGGGUCUCCGCGGGGUACGGCCUGCAUUUUCUACAAAGAUCCCGACGAUGCCGACAAGGUGAUCCUGCUGGAUGGCAUCGACUACAAGGGCAAUGCGAUCAAGGUAAAGCGAAGACCGCCGCGGAAGCCCGGCGGGAAGCAGGUGAAAAAACAGCAGGAGCGCGCCGUCAAUGAGGCAGCGCCCACGAAGGAGCCUGCGGCCACACAGACCUCGGUGCCCUUCGCGUGCAAAGCUCCAGGCUCCGGGAUUCUGAAGCGCACGAAGCACGUGGCGAAGCACACCGCAGCAAAAGACGAUGAGGUGGCUGCAGAUGAGAUGAUGCCGGAAGGAGCAUCAGCGCCUGGCUUGACUCCCUUGAAAGCACUGCGUAAGCCGAUCUCAUGGCUUCCAUCCCUGUAUUUGCCAGAUGUUCAGCUGAAGACAGAAAGCUCGCCCGACAGGAGCUCCGAAGGCGAAGAAAGCCAAGCGGAAACGCGUUGGCAGCUGAAAAGGAUGAAAGCCUCGUGGGACAUGGGCCUUUUGACAGACGGCUGUCAAUGCCGAAGGAAGGGCCGAAGGGGUCUCGUGGAGCCCGUCUCGGAGCUAGGCCACGUGCUCCAGGUUGUGGUCCCUCCCGGCGCCGCCAGCAAGCGGGCCAUGGACCAUUUGCACCCCGCCCUCCGCCAGCGAAUGGUUCGCACUUCGAAGGCAAUGAAAAGCUGCACGCUGGAUCGGGGCAGCGUUCUCCUGCGGCAUGGCGAGCCUGAAUGCAAGGAGGUGACGAUCCUUCGGCAGGGUGCAGUGGCCUUUUGCUACCCACCGGGCCAUGACGGCAAGGAAGCGCCGCGUUCUGCUCGCACGCCGCGAUAUGCGGCGGCCGCCAUGGGAGCGUCGCAGAUUGUCACCACCCCGGGUGAGCUCAUUGGCGUGUAUUCGGCCAUCUUCAAGGACCCCGAGCCUGCCACUGUCCGCGCGGAAAGUGCAACCUGUGACAUUUAUCGCGUGCCAUGGGCCGGAAACUUGAUGCUCAGGGCAGGGCAGCUUCGGGGAUAUGCUAGCAAUGUGCUGCAAGGGGCGGAGGGAUGUCCAACCGCGAUUCUGCCAGUGCUUGUUCUUUAUGCUGAAGACUCAGACGGACGCAGAUCAGCACAUCCUGCGGCCGCACUGAAGAUGGUGCUUUGCAUCCACGACCAGGACCACCUAGGCCAGCGCCGCCUCACGGCCGAGUGCGUGGCGCGCCAGAGCGAGGUGCAGUGCGUUUCCUCCACGCUCGCCCCAGCUGCCACAGCUUUGGCUGCGGGCGUUUUGGCGAAUAGGCGCUCGAGUGGAGCGCGGGGCACUGCAGCCCGGGGUGUCCGGAUCCAGGCCGUCGCUAGCAGCCGAACGAACGGGCUGGUGGAUCCGCGCGUGGAGGGGCCGACCAACUUCGAGAAAGAGCUGGGCAGUCUCGGUGCAAAGGCAGAUGUCCAGGCCAUGGAGCUUUCGAAGCUUGAGGCGGAGGAUGACGAGGAGGAAGCGGAGGAGAUCUCCCCGCCCGAACCCGCGAAGCGCGUAAACACUCGAGAAGUGGAGCUCUGGCCAGGGAUACCAGAUCCCAUGGUGGACUUCGGUGGCCUCCCCAUCCCCCAGCGCCUCGCCGACGCUUUUACCGAGCGUGGCAUCCUCCAGCCAUCCAGCAUCCAGGAGCUCGUGAUGCCCAAGCUGGCCAAGGGCGAGCACAUCAUCCUACAUGCCCCUACAGGCAGUGGGAAGACACUCGCAUACUUGCUUCCCAUCCUCGCAAGGCUUCAACCGACCAUGCACGUCGGCGCACAGGCCAUCAUUUUUGUCCCGACGCCGGAGCUCGCCCUUCAGGUCACUCGUGAGCUGAAGUGGCUGAUUUAUGUGUUGGCAGGUGGCUCCGAUGGCACUUGCUGGUUCAACCCGCAAGUUCCACAGGAACUCGCCUGCAGCGUCCUGCUGUCGAGAUCGAACUUGUGGGAUACAAUCCGCCAGGACUCUGCAAUCAUGGUCUCCACACCAGGCAUGAUCCUCAGCGAGAUUCGUCAGCUAAAGUUCGAGGGCAGGCGGUUCAAAGAGACCCUUGCCUACUUCAUGGCCAGCAAUGUUCAGGCCAUCGUCGUGGAUGAAGUGGACGCGCUGACGCCGGUGCCGCGACCAGGAAACAACUCGCGGCGGUUUGGUGCAACUGAGCAGGUCGUGGCCUACAUCAUCAACGUGGUGAGAAGUCGAUAUCGGAAUCGGCCGAUUCAGAUGAUCGCAGCUUCUGCCACUGCCAACUGCCAGAGAGUAUCCAAGUUCCUGGAUCGGCUGAAUGCCUGGAAGUGGAACAAGAGACGCGACAUGGCCAGGAGGCAGACACCAGAGCUGAUCCAGGCCAAUGCCACCGUCGGGCGCGUAGGCGCCAGUCCCGGAAAGAUCCGGGGGCCCUCGAAGUCGGUAGUCCCGAUGCCAUCGAGCAUAAGCCAUGCGGUGGCUGUGGUGAAGGGCAAUGAACAGGGCAAUUUCUUCAGUCAGGACCGGUUCAAGCUGCUGGUGGAUAUUGUCAAGAACUUGAAGGAGAAGGGCACUGUGCUCCUUUUCGUCCCGGAGCAUGUGAAAAUGGAUGCCAUGGUGCUGAUUUUGCAGAAGGGUGGCAUUCCGGAUGUCUGCAAGUAUCGCUCCGAAGUCGGCCUGGGCAUCUCAACAGAGAAGGCCCUGGAUCCAAGCUUUCAGCGAAACCCCCGGAAGAAUCCGAACAAGCGAGCUCCACCCGCCGAGCAGGACAUCAGCCCGCUGCGAGCGCUGCAGCAGGGCCAGGACUUCGUGGACCAUCUUGAGCAGGUAGAGCGCCGGGUACUCGUGGCGAAGGUCCAGGAGGGCAGAGGCAUUGAUCUGCCCAACGUGCGCUACGUGGUGCAGCUGCAGCUCCCGAAGGCCUCCGGCGAAUACCUCCACCUCGCCGGACGAACGGGCCGCAUGGGCGCCACGGGAACUUCCAUCACUCUCGUCACGGAGGCGGAACUCGACAAUGCGCUGCCUCUCAUCGGCUGGAAGAUCGGAGCAUCCUUCGAUAAGUGGGAUGUUGAGCGAGGCCAGAUCGCAGAGGGUGUCCGGGUCUUGAUCGACCAGACUCAGACGCUUUGGAAGGGCUGCUGA